This is a messenger RNA of Elaeis guineensis (African oil palm), 1697 nucleotides long. NCBI's taxonomy places the organism in Eukaryota, Viridiplantae, Streptophyta, Magnoliopsida, Arecales, Arecaceae. The record is from RefSeq and is a predicted model, not a curated record.
CAGGCCUCCAGUUCACUUACAACAAGCCAUAUCUCCCUUCCUUGGUCCCAUCCAGCUUCAUCUCCCUGCAAGCUUUUUCUAGAAAGGAGAUGGCCCUCUCUCUCAGGCAAUUAAAGAACCACAAUAUAACUCAUAGUUUCGCACGUAUCGGUAGAUGCAUCCGGGAGCUCCUCGCGUUCUUGUAUCGCUUUUUCGCCUUUGGUGUAACCCCAUUCUGGAUCCAGCUAUGUUAUUUUGUUUCCCUUGCCUUGUUGGGUUCUCUAGCUAUGAUGCUACUUAAGCCGGAUAACCCCGCCUUCACUCCCAGGUACGUCGACAUGUUGUUCAUGUCGGUGUCUGCCCUCACGGUUUCAGGUCUGGGAGCUGUCGAAAUGGAGAACCUCUCGAGUUCUCAAAUCGCUGUCCUCGCUCUUUUGAUGUUCUUAGGUGGGAAUGUUUUAGUUUCUUUGCUAGGCCUUCUAUUUAGAAGAUCUCAGUGUAAUAACAGAUCAGAGAUUGUCAGUAACAGAGUUGAUGCGAUUGGUAUUGAACUUGACUCCAUGAACUACCCCGCAAACACCUUAGAUACCAUCGAAUUAGGUCAAGAUGUUGUCGGUUCAUCAGAGACUUCCAUAACCGAUGGUAAGUAUUUGAUGUUAAGUUGCAUAAGAUAUUUGGGAUUUGUGGUGUUGGGUUUUGUUGUUGUGUUUCAUGUAGUGGGUUGUUUGGCGAUCUUUUUGUACAUAAUUCUUGUUUCAAGUGCCAGAAACGUUUUGAAGAGAAAGGGCAGGGGUAUCAACUUUUUCCUCUUCUCCAUAUUCACAACUAUUUCUUCUUUUGCAAAUGGGGGCCUGAUACCGACGAAUGAGAACAUGUUAAUUUUCAAUAACAAUCCAGGUCUCUACCUGAUAAUUAUUCCUCAAAUUCUUGCGGGCAAUUUGCUGUUCCCUCUGUGUCUGAGAUUGGUGAUAUGGGCUUUGAGGAGAUUCACCAAAGCUGAGGAGUUCAACUACAUGUUGAAGAAUCCAUCAGCAAUACAGUUUGGUGAUCUGCGCCCAAAAUUUCAGACUGCCUUCUUGUCCCUCACAUGUAUUGGAUUUAUAGCAGCUAUGGUUGCACUCUUUUGCUCCAUGGACUGGACAUCAGCAGUGUUUCAUGGGCUCAAUUCCUAUGAGAAGAUUGUUGGUGCAUUAUUCAUGGCAGUGAACUCCAGGCAUGCCGGCGAGAACUCCAUCGACAUCUCCCUUGCCUCCCCAUCAGUUAUUGUGCUAUUCAUUCUUAUGAUGUGCCUUCCACCUUCCGUAUCCUUUCUACCCUUUCAAGAGGAUGAGUCAAGCUCUGCAGGAGAUAAAAAGGAAGACAAGAAAAGGUGGUCACCAGUGGAAAACUUAUUAUUGUCACAAAUAUCCAGCAUUGUCGUCUUCAUCAUCAUAAUCUGCGUCACGGAGAGCAAAAAUCUGACCAGAGAUCCACUCAACUUCUCAACUUUGAAUGUAAUCUUUGAAGUGACUAGUGGAUACGGGAAUGUGGGGCUGUCGAUGGGCUACAGCUGUUCGCGCUUUCUACGGCUACAUCCUGAUGCGGACUGUCAGGACGGAUCAUAUAGUUUUUCUGGGGCGUGGAGUGAUGAGGGUAAGUUGAUAUUGGCCAUCGUCAUGCUCUGUGGAAGGCUCAAGAAUUUCACAAAGGAAAAUGGUAAAGCUUGGAAGCUACUAUAA